AAUUCCAACCUCAAGCAAGGAACCAGUUCGCCAAGGCAUCACUCACGGUGGCCACAUCACCGCCACCCGCCAUGUGUAGAUAACUCGGAAGUCUCUCAAUCUCAUCUCUGGUGUCUUUCACAUCCCUCUGCAUCUUUGCAUCAGCACAGAACUUCGAUAAUGACGGUUCCGCUUUCGCCGAUCCUGCGGACGGCCGUCUGGGUCGUGGCGGCUCCGCUGGGCCUCUACUUCACUUUCCUGGCCCUAGGCGCAACACCUUUCUUCCAACGACACUUUCUGUACGCUCACAAGAUCAACACCCUCUGGUGGCGUGACGUUGACAAGCCUGAGAGAUGGGGCUUUGCAAAGGGCCAAGCCACGCCUUUUUCGCUCGACACUCCAGAUGGAGUGAGCUUGUAUGCAUGGCAUGUUAUGCCUCUGCCUCAGUAUCUGAAGCAGGAGGAGAGAUUCUCAGUGCAGAAGGGUGGCUUCUGCCAAGAUUUCACCGAAACCGAGUCUUUCAAGGCUUUGAAAGAGGAUCCGGAUGCUCGGGUUGUACUUUCAUGUAAGUCAUUGAGCCAUAGGCCGGACAGCUACCAUGUCAUUACUGAUACUUCAUCAUACCAUGUCCUGGCAAUCGAUUACCGUGGCUUUGGUCACUCGACAGGUCGCCCAACCGAAUACGGCCUGAUCCAAGAUGCCGCCACUCUGAUCGACUGGGUUAUCAAUGUUGCCGGCGUGCCCUCGGACCGCAUCGUUCUUCUUGGUCAGAGUCUCGGCACAGCCGUGACUAGCGGUGUUGCCGAGCUCUACGCCUCACAAGGAAUCGAAUUUGGCGGUGUCAUUCUCGUCGCGGGCUUCAGCAACUUGCCUAAGAUGCUGAGCGGCUACAAGAUUGGCGGCUUGUUUCCCGUGCUGGGACCUUUGAAGGUCUGGCCAGGCUUCUUGGAGUACAUGGAGGGCUUCAUCUACGAUAAGUGGCCGUCGGUCGAUAGGCUGGAGAGCCUGGUCAAGCUGACGAAGAGACGUCUGCGCUUGACGCUCAUCUCGGCCAAGGACGAUGCGGAUAUUCCCUGGACGGAGAGCAACAAGCUUUUCCGCGCGGCUGCGAAUGCGACUGUCCCUGAGGGGCUGAGUGACCAUUCAUUCGAGGCGUGGAAGGACGUGCGUACUAUUCACAAGGGCAAGAACGCCUUUGUGACUACAUGGAACGCUGAGCCAAACAUCAUAAUUCGCCAGGAGCUUUUCCCACACGGUGGACACAACGACAUCAUGGGAUAUGCGCCUGUAAUUCUUGCAGUGAUGCGUUCCUUCGACCUCGCAGGCACGGCUUAUGACAUGGCAGGAUCGGAUACUAGCAGUAGAACGUUAUAA
This is a messenger RNA of Colletotrichum costaricense, 1353 nucleotides long. Its product is annotated as abhydrolase. The record is from RefSeq and is a predicted model, not a curated record. Gene Ontology annotation, biological process: phosphatidylserine catabolic process; monoacylglycerol catabolic process. The annotation marks the transcript as partial. Gene Ontology annotation, molecular function: phosphatidylcholine lysophospholipase A1 activity; monoacylglycerol lipase activity. The transcript has 5 exons. Gene Ontology annotation, cellular component: endoplasmic reticulum membrane. Lineage: Eukaryota; Fungi; Ascomycota; Sordariomycetes; Glomerellales; Glomerellaceae.